Notolabrus celidotus (New Zealand spotty) is the source of this 591-nucleotide messenger RNA. RefSeq names its product hemoglobin, alpha embryonic 5 (gene hbae5). Gene Ontology annotation, cellular component: blood microparticle; haptoglobin-hemoglobin complex; hemoglobin complex. Bases 58 to 489 code for a protein of 143 amino acids. The record is from RefSeq and is a predicted model, not a curated record. Lineage: Eukaryota; Metazoa; Chordata; Actinopteri; Labriformes; Labridae. Gene Ontology annotation, molecular function: haptoglobin binding; heme binding; oxygen carrier activity. The transcript is spliced from 3 exons. Gene Ontology annotation, biological process: hydrogen peroxide catabolic process; oxygen transport.
AGGUCCAAACUGGACGGAGAUGACUAUCCGAUUCAGGUAGACACACAACCAGCCGAAAUGAGUUUGACCGACAAAGACAAGGCCACAGUCAGGGCUCUGUGGGGUAAAAUUUCCAAGUCCGCAGAUGCCAUUGGCACUGAUGCUCUGAACAGGAUGCUCUGCGUCUACCCCCAGACCAAGACCUACUUCUCCCACUGGCCAGACUUGAGUGCAGGCUCUGCCUCCGUGAGGGCCCACGGAAAGAAGGUGAUGGGUGGAGUCGGUUUGGCCGUGCAGAACAUCGACGACCUGAAAAAAGGGUUGCUGGAUCUGAGUGAGAAGCACGCCUUCACGCUGAGAGUGGACCCGGCCAACUUCAAGAUCCUGUCCCACUGCAUCCUCGUGGUGAUUGCAAGCAUGUUCCCGGCUGAUUUCCCCCCAGAGGUCCACGUUUCCGUGGAUAAAUUCUUGGCCAACCUGGCUCUGGCUCUCUCCGAGAAAUACCGCUAAGCUGCCAGCAGAGUGGGAUGCGGUCUGACAGGAGUGUCUAAAUGCAAACUGGUUGAAAAACGAAAUAAAAAUCUAAUUGCAUGCCGCCAAAAACUGAAAACA